AGGGAGUUGUGAAGCUAAAAGUUUUGGAAGGGCGUGCUGCAAAGCAACCAUCGUCGUUAACACCGGAAACAACAACAUCGUUAUCUCAAUCUAAAACGCGCUUUGAGCUAGCUGGAAAGAGAGCGAAAGAAGCAUUGGAGGAUGGGUCUUUAAGCAUCGAAGAUAAGAUAACAGCAAGCAAGAUUCGCAUAGCAAGCGCUAUUCUUCAACACUUGGAUAAAUGUGAGUUAGCGACAAGAGAUUUGUUGCGAUGCCUGAAUGAAUUAAACUCAUCGGUUGUCGCGGAAGUAAAGGCCAAAUCUCAAAAAAACUUAAGAGACGAAAUCCUUGACAGUGUAAUACAUAUCAACGUCAAUUUGGCCGAUUUCAUAUUUAAUCACACUUACAAGAGAAUGUAUGUUAUGGAAUGGCCCUUGAUUCAAUAUGGCAAGCAGUUGAUUCAUCCUUUCUUUUUCAAGAACAUCAAUGAAAUUACUGCCACGUCACUACCUUGGUACACAACUGACCUUCGUAAGAAUAUUGAUUUCUUGAAGAAGAAAAUGAUCGUAAACAGGGAAGGGGAAUUACUUGUUUUUGAUGGAAAUGAAUUGCAAAAGCUUGACAGCAAUAGCGAGAAGUUUCAAACAUGGUGUACAGAAGGUCUGAAUGUUGAAAAUAGACAAGUUGAAUGCAUGAACGUUGAUGAAAAUGGCAUGGUAUAUCUACUUUUAUAUGGUAAAGACCAUCCAAAUGGCAAUUAUGUGUUGAAACUUUGUUUGGAAAACAGAAUUGUUCAAAAUUGUUCUUUGCAUUUUCUUAAUGACGAAAACUUUAGUAAGAUUUUUCUAGCUGCCACGCGCAAUGACAAAGUUAUCCUUGCUACAGUUAAAAGUUCAGAACGCAAACGAAGUGAAAUUAAUAUAUAUGUGUGUGACAGUAAAGGUAAACAUAUUAAGUCGUUUGUACCAAAAGUUAAACGUAAACCAGUUGAUGAUGAAGUGAAAAGUUUGUCCAUUUCAUCCUGUGAAAAUAUAGCAAUUUUGACAAAUGCAUCUGGCCAAUUUUACCAACUCAUCUUUUUUAAGUUGGAUAAAACGUUUGUCAAAAAGAUAAAAUUUCAUCCACAAGUUGAAGAAAUCAACGCAUACACUCGAGUCAUUUACACUCCCUUUGACAACACUAUCAAAGGUUUUUAUUUUAAAGAGGACAAAUCACAGCUUGUUAUUGAAACUUUUUCUAUUGAAACCAAAAAAAUAAAAUGGUUUGUAAUGCUGAAGAAUACAGGAUAUUGUUCAGAAUUAUUUGAUGGUUUGUUUCCUCUUGUUCAUCAUGCAAAUGGAAAGGUGGCUUUGCUUUCAAGUAAAAGUAUAAUUUACAUAAUCAAAGGGAGCAGUGAGCAUGAUGCCAUGGAAGUGAACUUGGAAUGGAAAGAAACCAAUUCCCCGCAUGCAAAUACUUCAGAGGUAACAGAGAAUGGACAUGAAGAACCUCGAAAUAAUGAACAGGAAAACGUGCAGGAAGAGCAACGUGAAGACUUACAGCAAGAGUUCGUGGAGGAGCAACAAGAAGAUGAACCACCUGAAGAUACUUCUUCCGAGGUAACAGAGAUAAGACAUGAAGAAUCUCGAAAUAAUGAACAGGAAAACGUGCAGGAAAAGCAACGUGAAGACUUACAGCAAGAGCUCUUGGAGGAGCAACAAGAAGAUGAACCACCUGAAGAUACUUCUUCCGGAAAUCACGAUGCUACAGUAGUGAGUGAUGUUGCCGAAGAUAGUGAUCGCCGGGGAAUUUCUGAAAUAAUAUAUCCUGUAUGGCUGGAGCUUGGUAGAAUGCUGGGCAUACCUGAGGAAAAUUUACAAGAACUUGAAAAUGUAACGAAGAACAAUAAAGUUUUUAGAGAAAAGUUCCUUGACGACGAUUACAACAUUCGAGAUGAAAUUGUCAAUACCCUCCGAAGUGUCGUGCGGAUAAAAGGACCUGUUGCAACAGCUGUUCCAAAUCAAGAGAUACCUUAUGAACAUUUAUAUAUCACAGUUGAUGAACAGGAUAAAAUGUUGGAAGGCAGGAUAAAAAGAAGGAUUGAUUCUCAGUUUGGAUGGGACGCGUCAAGAUUCAUCGAAUUCCGAACUUCAUCAUCGAAACCAUUAAAGUCAAAAUAUUAUGGUCAUCUUCGUUUAUCAAAUACGUCUCGAGAUAUUAGUGAUAACAUUUGUUGUAGCUGUGAGCUGACAAUGUUCUGUCGUAAAGAUGAAGACUAUUUCGCCUUGACCUGUGCACAUGUAGGUUGUGUCAGUCACCAAAAGGAAUAUCUGGAAAGGGAUUUUUCGACAAUAACUGAUAUUGUUAAAGCCAGAAAUAACAAUGAUUGUAACAAAUAUUUCUACCAACCGCCCAAUUGUGAAGAGGAGAAACAACUGGGUACCUUUCCAUGCGAUACGGUUAGUAAGUUUAAUGGUGAGACCGAUUUCAUGUCUAUUCCAGUUGGAAAGAAAGAAGAUUUUCAGCGUCUCGGUGGGGAUGAUAUGGAGAAUCUUGCAUUAAGAUUAAAAGAAAUGAACAAAGAGCUUUAUGAAAGAUUACGAAAUGGCCAGGGUUUUGUCGAAGUUCGUACAAGUAAUCACACCAAGGGCUUCAUUAGUGAACGGAGUUGUUUAUAUUUUGGUGAAACUUUGGAGAAACCGAUUUUCAAAAAUGCUGUUAAGGUGAAAAGUGAUGGCUCUUUUCUCAAGAAAGGUGACUCGGGAAGUCUUGUUUAUUUAAAAGAUCGAGAAAAUGUUUGGCAGCCAUUUGCUUAUGCCGUUUGCGAAAUAAAUGAUGACGAAGACGAUGACGAUAGUGAUGACGUUGAUGGUAAUGAUGAUGAUGAUGAUGAUGAUGAUGAUGAUGAUGAUGAUGAUGAUGAUGAUGAUGAUGAUGAUGAUGAUGAUGAUGAUGAUGAUGAUGAUGAUGAUGAUGAUGAUGAUGAUGAUGAUGAUAUAGGCUCCAAGAGAAGCUAUAUAUGCUUAAAAUUGGAUAAAGCAUUGGAGAUAUUGGAUCUAAGAGAUGGGAAGUUCUUUAUAGAACCCAAAAACAACAGUUGUGGCUUUUCUUCUGACAAAAAUAGUUUACCUGGUGAAAUAAUAGAUGAUGAAAAUUGUUAUGAGCAUCAUGCCACUCAACAAUUACCAACUGAGUCUGAUCUGGAAUCAUUUCGUUCAAAAGAUCAGGCAUUUCAAAUGCUGUUGCUUUGGGAAAAGGAAAAAGGAAAAGAUGCUACUAGAAAAAAAUUGGCAGAUGCCUUAAUCAGUAUAGGUCGUCGGGAUCUUUCAGAGAAAAUAUUACCAGGCAAAACGCGUAAUCCUGUCAUAUCAUCAAGGGAUAAGGAAGUGUUUUCUUUUAAAAAUGAGCAAAAACUCAUUUUUAAAAGGAACUCCAGGACAACGUUAAAUGACGAUGAAAAACGAUGGUGUGUUUAUGGAAUCGUACUUAAUCAUGUUUUGAUCCCAGCUGUUCGACCUUACCUGGAAAAUAAUAUUUUAAAUGAGUAUGAUGAAUUAAAGAAAUCUCAUAAUAUUCAUGUUCAAACGUUUCACAACUUUCCUUCACCAAAAUAUUCCCUCCGCGAUCUGCAUUAUAAAAACAUCAACAAUAAUGAAACAAAGGAUAAGAGGAAAUUUAACUAUGAAGUUAAGUCACAUGUCGACUUUGGAAAACUUUUCCUUCGAAACUACAUAGCAAAGUUUAACAGUUACAACAGUUGUAACGCAUCAGCAGUGCUUAAUUUACUAGAAAGGGUCCCAAUUUUUUCCAACCUGGUCCAGAAUGUGGCAAAAAUCGUUAGAGAAAAUAGAAAUUCUUGGGCUCACUGUAAUGUUAAGGCAUGGAACGAAACAGAUUUUCAAAACAGAAUCGACAUUGUGAAGAAACUUGUGAAAGAAUUGUGUUUAGAAACUGAUGAUGAAGUUUUGAAUGAUAUAAAUCAUUGGAAAGAUCAAGCUUUGUCAUUGUGGACAAGCGAUCGUACUUUAUGUGAAGAGUUAAAGGAUCACAUUAACAGACUUUUCAAAGAAGAUGAAGAAACGAAAUUUGGAAGCGAAGAGUGGAAAAAGUUAGCGCAAGAGACGCUUGACAAAUUUUCGAAUCGCAUUGAAGAAAUACAUCAGUUAAAAAGACGUGUUGAGAAAGUUGAAGACACAGAAAGCAUACUUCAAGACAAAGUUGAGCAACUUUAUGAAAGCUAUAAUAAUGAUUUCGCCAUUUAUGACAGCGAUAUCAAUUUACACUACCGAAAAUUCGAUCAAAAAACAAGAAAAUGGUUCAUCAACAAUUUCUCUGCUUGGUUCGAUGAACCUGGAGAAUCAAGAGCUUUUGUAUUUAUGGGCGAUGCUGGAGUUGGUAAAACAGUUAUGUCAGCCGCUAUCGCUCAACGCACUAAGGAUGAUGGGAAGUUAGGAGCAGUAUUCUUUUGUAGACAUUUUGAUGGUACACGUCGUGAUCCAAGACAUCUCCUGGCCAGUGUUGCUUAUCAGUUAGGUAAACGUUUUCCUGAUUAUUUGAAAUUAUUGGGAGGGGUGUCUGGAAUACAAAAACGACUAAGCGAUGCAAAACUAGGCGUUCAAGAACUUUUUACUAAGUUUUUCGAAGAUCCAUUAUGUAAGCUUGAGACUUUUUCAAAAACUCUCAUUGUGAUCGAUGCUUUAGAUGAGGCAGAUUAUGAUUCGAAAAAUGAAUUUCUUAGUGUUGUAACUUCUCAUUUUCCCCAACUUCCACAAUGGCUACUUUUCUUUAUAACAACACGUCCAGUAGAUUACACACAAUUUACUUUGAAAAAUUACAAUCCAUGUGUAAAGAUUUGUUCAGGAAAUGCGAAUGAUGCUAAGACUUAUGAAAGACACGAACAAGAUAUUCAAACUUUUUUGGAAAAUCAAGUCGACUUCACUGAUAAAUCAUUUUCUGCAAAAGAAAUUACAAAAAAAUGUAAAGGAAUGUUUUUGUUUGCACAUCAUCUUGCCAAAACUCUCAAAGAUUCAUCUGAAACGGAUCUUGAAAAAUGCCCUCAAGAUAUUGAUGGUUACUUUCUCAAUAAUUUUAAACGUAUUUAUGAGAAAGUUGGAAAAGAUUUCUAUAAAAAAUUGUUAGGUUGUGCAGUGAUUGCUCCUUCACCUCUUCCUAGUUCGUUUAUUCCAUUUCUUUUAAAAAAAGAAAAUUUACAUCUUGACGAACAAGAAGUAAUUGAUGCUAUUUCACUGUUUUUUUCUUGUGAUGAAGAAAAAUUCACGUUUCUUCACAAUCUUAUACCUGACUGGCUCACUGAUAAAAAGCGCGCUUCGCGAAAGUUGGUAAUAGAUAAAACAGCAGCACAAAUUUUCUUUAAGGAAAUUGUCAUCGAACUUUUGACAUCAUUCCUGGAGAAUGGACUACCAUUCAAUGACUCAGAUGAAAAUUCCGUUGUCUGUUACAUCCUCACAAUUGAGUUUCGUUAUCUAUUUCAUCUUUCAACUGAAAACUCUGAAUUGUCGAGAAUAUUUUUUCAGUGUUUUACUAACUAUCAAUUUCUCAAACAACGAAUACAAAGCAGUACAUCAGGUAUUUUUUCCCUUUUAAAUGACAUUCACUUUGCAAUUGGAAAUAUUGAGUUAAAUGAAGAUGAAAAACAAACUGUUAAGGAACUACAGUCUAUUCUUGAAAAGAAUAGUUUUUAUUUGGUAGAUAACCCUGAUCUUUUGGACUCCUGUCUUUCAAGGUUAUCCUCGAAGGUCAGAGAAGCAUUUAUGUCAAAGCAUUAAAACCAAUGUAGGUUGCCAAAUAUUAUUUCAAAUGAGGACAUUAAUAUUAAGUGUGACGUCUAUGCUUAUUCAACAGACAGAACUUUGUUGGCAGGAGGAAAAGGAAACGUUCUCCACAAAAAUCCACAUUCUCUUAUGAUGGACGGUAUUUUGUAAAAUUUUCUAAUUCUGAACUUAAAAUUUUUUCCGCCGAUUCCUCUUUCUCCACUUCUGAAAUAGUUCAUAGACUGGAGAAUGGUGAAUCAGAUUUCCAUUUUGUGUUGUUUUCUCCAGACUCGUCCUUGAUUCUAUUUUCCACCAAUAACAAGGAUUCUUGUCGUCAAACCAUUUACGUCUGGUUUGUGAAACACAAAGUUUCAAAGCUUUUCCUUCCUGAAAAGAAUUGGAUAGAAGUAGACACUUGUUGUUCUUCGAUGAAUAACUUCAAAAUUAUCUUGUGCAGAGGAACAUCAAUUUCGAUAUACGACUAUGAUAAAAAUGUAGCCAGUGAACCAACCACGCUUUCUUUUCAAUUAGGUAGUAAACAUGAGAAGUGUAGCCAUUGUAUUUUGUCGUCUGACGACAAAAUGUUAGCUUGUUGUGUAGAAAAUAAAAUAAUUUUUUAUGAGUUGCUAAGUGCUCCUGAAAAAGCAUCUCAAUUUAAGCAUUCAUGCAUGGUUAAAUGUUGCUACUUUAUGGGAAGAAACAGAUAUGUUUUGUUUCAAGAUAUUGUAGGUUACAUGUUCAUGUUUGAUCUGAUUCAAUGGAAACUUGUAGCAUACUUUAAAGCUGAAGCUUUAGAUAAAAUUUUUAAACUUACUGAUUACAAAAUAACUUGUAUUCAAUAUGACGGUAAAAUCAAUUUUCUCGCUUUUGACGGUUUAAACGAUUGGUCAGGCAAAGAAUACAAUCUACCUUAAAAUUUGGAUGUGAGCGACUUUGCACCUUAUACAAACAGUGACAAUGAUGAAGACGACUAUUGCGAUAAUAGUGAAUUUUGGCAAAUGAAAUUUGAAUAAUGUAAGUGACGAUGAAAUGGUUUAACAAUGUAGAUUGUAAUUUAUGUGUGUUGUUAAUUUCACUAAUAGUGAUAAUGAAGUCGACAGUACCAUCGACAAUGUGAAAUGUCAGCUGAAAUUGUUUUGAACGUCCAGGGCUGCAUCGUUGAGAUGUUACAAGAAAUGAAAACUUUUGUCAUAAAAACUCAUUUCAUUUAUUUUUUAUGUAUAAUGACUAUAAUCUACGCCUCCAUCAAAGCAUCGAUAUUUUUCUAAACAAAAUAGACAAGGAAAAAUUUGCUAAA
Xenia sp. Carnegie-2017 is the source of this 7026-nucleotide messenger RNA. RefSeq lists its product as uncharacterized. Gene Ontology annotation, biological process: signal transduction. Bases 393 to 5744 code for a protein of 1783 amino acids. NCBI's taxonomy places the organism in Eukaryota, Metazoa, Cnidaria, Anthozoa, Malacalcyonacea, Xeniidae. The record is from RefSeq and is a predicted model, not a curated record. The transcript has 12 exons. Gene Ontology annotation, molecular function: protein binding.